CCAACCUCUCCAUCGACAGGGUCAUCUUUUCGUUCGCACACAUCCACACCUACCGAACAGAGGCAGAAAAACAGAGAGGGGAUGGCUCUCUAGGGUUCGCCCGCCGCCACCGUCGCCGGCCCCGUCGCCGGCAAGGCAUGUGGAUCCGGUCUCCGCCGCCCCCGGCCAUACACCGGCCGCAUCAGAUCUGUCGCGCCGCCGUCCCUUAGCACCUGCUGCCCCCGCUCUCAGUCCGCCCCUGUGCUCCACCUGCGCCGGCGCCGGAGCUUCAGCUGCACCACGCCGGAGGCCCCCCUUGCCCCCCAACUCCACCUCCUCGUGCCCGACUGCACCAGCCCUGCCCCAUCUCCUACCUUUGAGAAGAUGUCAAAAGCUAAUUGGAGUCCAGAAAUGACCACCAUUUUUUGCAAUCUCGCUGCUAAGGAGAAGGAAAAGGGGAAUAGGCCUACCAAAUUUUUGAACCCUGCUGGAUACAAGAAUGUAGAAGUUGGCUUCUUUCAGCAGACCGAAAAACUUUACAGUAGGCUGCAGUUCAAAAAUAAAUGGGGCAGUUUGAGGACCUUGUAUAGGGAUUGGCUGAUCCUAAAGAAUACAUCUACUGGACUUGGUUGGAAUGAUGAAACAAACACCAUGAUUGCUGAUGACGAAUGGUGGAAGAAGGCCGGUGAAGAAAACAAGGACAUCUUGCAGUUUCGUAAAUGUGGUCCUGAAAAUCUGAACCAAAUGAGCAUCAUGUAUGAGAAGAUCAAUGUUACAGGAGAAACUUCUAUGAUGCCAGGUGGUGAGCAUGAAGUGCUUGAUCUUGAAGAAGAUGAAACCGAGGAGGAAGAAGUGCAGACUACACAAGCCAAGAAGGCAAAGAAGGGGCCAUGGAAGAUAGAUGGAAGCUCUAGUAAAAAGAAUCCUGUUCAAAGGGAUUUCAAGCGCAUGGUUGACCACUUGAUUAGUGAACAUGUUGCGAUGAACUCACAUAAGGAUAGUGUUGCUACUAAAAUUGAAAAGAUUAUGGAAGAAGUUCUGGCAUGUGGAGCCGAUGAAACAAGUGAUGAGUACUUCAUAGCAACCAAGUCGUUUACGAAGUUUGAAAAUCGUUGUUUCUUUAACAAUAUGAAGACUAGCGAAGGGAAGAAGAAUUGGCUUAGGAGGAUGUAUGAAGAGCUAAAUAGGCAUUAGGAUUACACUUUAGACGUGCGAUCAUGAAUAUGUUAUUCCCUUCCUUUAUGUUAUGUCGCUUGAGACUUGUUGAACUAUAUUUCCUUUCUUGUUAUGUCACUUGAGACCUAAUGAACAAUAUUUCCCUUCAUGCUUUGUCACUUUAGACUUGAUCAACAAUAUUUCCUUUCUUGUUAUGUCACUUGGUACUUGUUGAAAAAUAUUUCUACCGAUUGUUAUCGCUUAUGUUGAUCCUGACAUACAUGUGUUCCUAAUAUUUCUGUGUUUAUGUAGAUGAGCACAAGUGAUAGCCAUAGUGAACAGUCCAAAAGUGAUUCUGAUGCUAUGCCAACCUCAAGGAGGCAAAGGAGAAAAAAUACAUGAUGGCUGCACUUGUUGGUAUCAUGUACAGUGAGAAGUAUCUCAUGAAAAAGAAGAGAAGAGUUCCGAUAAUGACCGGACAAGAGUGGGUUACCGAGAACUUGAGUACUCCAAAAGAUUGCUAUAACAUGUUCAGGAUGUACAAGCCUUGUUUUGAUAGGUUGCAUCGUACACUUGUACACACAUAUGGCUUGAAAGGAACAAGAAACAUGAGUUCAGAAGAAGCAUUGGGUAUGUUUCUCUGGACGGUUGGGGGCCCUCAAUCCGUAAGCCAAGUGGAGAAUCGUUUCAAGAGAUCAA
Aegilops tauschii subsp. strangulata is the source of this 1833-nucleotide messenger RNA. Its product is annotated as L10-interacting MYB domain-containing protein-like. Lineage: Eukaryota; Viridiplantae; Streptophyta; Magnoliopsida; Poales; Poaceae. The record is from RefSeq and is a predicted model, not a curated record.